AUGGCUUGGUGCGAUUCAGACCGGCCCCCAGGUCUGCAAAUCAUCUGCAAGAUAUGUGACAAGGGCUUCCUGACGAGUAGUGACCUGCGACGUCACCAGCGCGUCCACAGCGGGGAGAAACCGUACAAGUGCAAGCACUGCAAGGCGGAGUACGCGCGCAAAGAGCGCCUCAUCAGUCAUCUUGUGAUCCACAUAGAGGAGGGCAUGCUGGCCCGCGGGGAGCUUGGUGGCGAUGGUGGGCUGGACUCGAGCAUGGUGGUGGAUGACACGUCCAAGGACAGCCUGGUCAUUGAGAGUGAUACAUCUGAUGAAUGA
Molecule: messenger RNA, 315 nt
Organism: Dreissena polymorpha
Lineage: Eukaryota; Metazoa; Mollusca; Bivalvia; Myida; Dreissenidae
Product: zinc finger protein 566-like
Exons: 2
Coding region: 1-315 (104 amino acids)
Biological process (GO): regulation of transcription by RNA polymerase II
Cellular component (GO): nucleus
Molecular function (GO): DNA-binding transcription factor activity, RNA polymerase II-specific; RNA polymerase II cis-regulatory region sequence-specific DNA binding
Source: RefSeq, a predicted model, not a curated record